AUGGCGGAAUCGAAUGGCCCCGUUCUGGUCAUCUCCCUAUGGGUUAUGACCGGCGUGACGCUCGGGUUCAUUGCGUUGCGGUUCUUUUGUAAGAGCGUGUACUCGCGACAGCUGAAGGUCGACGAUGCAAUCUUGCUACUCGCCUGGACCCUCACACUCAUCUACUCUGCCCUCGUGACAAAAUCCGUCAGCUAUGGCCUGGGUAAACACCGAGCAGACAUUGACGACGAUAACAUCCCCCACAUGUUCAAAUACAUGUACUUGAGCGAGGCAUUUACGCUCCUCGCCAUCCCUAUAUCCAAGACAUCGUUUGCCAUCACGCUGCUCCGCCUCGUCUCCAGCCGAUGGCAGAAGUACUUCAUCUGCUUUGUCAUCAUCACCAUGAACGUGGCCAUGUGGCUCACGGCCAUCCUACUCUUCUUGCAAUGCAGGCCUAUUGCGAAGAACUGGGACAAGGACCUCGAGGGCUCGUGCUGGAAGUCGGAGGUGCAGGAUCGGUAUUCUAUCUUUGCUGGAGUCUACUCCGCCGUCCUCGACUUCAUCCUCGCAGCAUUCCCCUUCCUAAUAAUCCGCACCCUGAAGAUCAACCUCUCAGAGAAGAUCGGCGUCACAGUCUGCAUGAGUCUCGGCGUCCUAGCAGGAAUAGCCGCCGCAGUGAAAACGUCCUACCUCCCGGGCACCGGCAACUUCACCGACAUGCCCUACCAAAUCGCCGACCUGCUCAUCUGGUCCAACGCCGAGUCUGCCGUCACGAUCAUGGCCGCCUCGAUCCCCUUCUUCCGCGUGUUGUUCCGCAACGUCGGCGCGUCGUGGAGGGGCGAGGGCAAGAGCGGCGCCACGAUGACUACGGGGCGGGGCUACGGCAGGAAUAAGGGGAGGGGGAGUUACAGGUUGGGGAGUCUCGGGAGUGCGGGAGACGUUGGCGGUGACGACGUUGGUGGGGAUGAUGGGAGAAAAGCGGGCGUGCGGGUGGGGAUUGCUCUUAGCGAUGACACGAGUGAGAGGGAGGAUGGGAUUACCUUCGUCGAGGACUACGAUGAGGUGAGGAAAGCGCAUGUUCGAGGUGCUGACGUUGCGAAGACGCGGUCGCUGCAGGACGAAGAGUCGAGUAUAGGGUACGUCGUGCAUGAGAGACCUGGGAUUCGGUUUUGA
Messenger RNA from Aaosphaeria arxii CBS 175.79, 1152 nucleotides. RefSeq lists its product as uncharacterized. Bases 1 to 1152 code for a protein of 383 amino acids. The transcript has 4 exons. The record is from RefSeq and is a predicted model, not a curated record. NCBI's taxonomy places the organism in Eukaryota, Fungi, Ascomycota, Dothideomycetes, Pleosporales.